AUGACUUGGGUACUCCGCCUGGGGUUGCUGGCCCUGCUGGCCCUUCGAUCAUAUGCCGGCUUCUCGAAGACGGAAGAGCUGGAAUGCAUGUUCCUCGGAUAUCCCGAUCUUGAGUAUGAUGGCUUUGACCGGACAGAGGUAUUGACGGAAAAGAAUUUCAACAAGACGGUCUUUGCCGAAGAUGCCAAGUCGGUCAUCUUCUUCAACGACGUCGAGGACGACGACCCGGAACUCGAUCAAUACGAGUGUUUCCUCCAGCUAUCCGCCCAAAUUAUGACCAAGCGCGGCUACAAUUUCUACACCGUCAACACCACCAAGGAGGUCAAAUUGAGGCGUCAAGAAGAGGUCGAAAAGGGCGAGGAUACGAUCCACGUCUACAAGGAUGGGUACAAGAUCGAGUACAACGGUGUCCGCGACCCGGAGACGUUCGUGUCGUGGCUGAUGGACAUCCCGGAUGAUCCGGUGACCAUCAUCAAUGACGAGCACGAUCUCGAGGAGUUUGAAGAGCUCGAGGACGAUUGUGUCAGGAUUGUUGGCUAUUUCGAGCCCGGAUCGGCCGCCCUGAAAGAAUUCGAAGAAGCCGCUGAAGAUUUUAUGGGGGAAAUCGAGUUCUACGCUGUUGUGAACAGCUACUGGGCCAGGAAAGUCGGACUCAAGCGAGUUGGUGAGGUGCAGAUGUGGAGGCCAUUCGAGGAAUCGCCACUUUUCGCUCCAACCUCUGUGGAUACCGAGGAGGAAUUCGAGGACUGGGUGGAGAAGCACAAGGAGCCGGUAAUGGUCAAGCUGCAGCUGGACAACUAUUUCAACGUCUGGCGCGACCCAGAGGAGGAUGAGCGCAUGGUACUGGCAUUCGUCGACGAGGAGACGCGUGAGGGCCGAGCGAUGAAGAAGCUGCUCGACAAGCUGGCCGACGAAAACUCGGAGCACGCCGGAACCCUGGAGAUUAUCCUUGUUGAUCCUGAUGAGUUCCCACUGAUGGUCGAUGUCUGGGAAGAGAUGUUUGGCAUUGAUAUCGAGGAGGGACCUCAGAUUGGAUUGGUUGAUAUUUCGGAGAAAGAAGGAAUCUGGUUCGACAUGUCCCAAGUGAACCUUGACGACCCGAAGAAGCACUCCGACUCCAACUUCGAAGUCCUCCAGACCUGGGUGGACCAGAUCAUGAGCGGGCAGAUCUCGUUGGAUGAUGAUGAUGACGAUGACGAGCCCCCGCCACCACCACCCACCAAAUCCGGAAAGAAAUCGAAGAAGGAGCUC
Messenger RNA from Mesorhabditis spiculigera, 1251 nucleotides. Lineage: Eukaryota; Metazoa; Nematoda; Chromadorea; Rhabditida; Rhabditidae. The record is from the annotation of a GenBank genome assembly.